UGGGUGCUGCAGACAGGAAGAGCCUCUGCAGGCCUGUGAGAAGGGGCCCUGUCUGCCCCGUCGCUGAGUCUGUGGUGGGCAGAGUGGCGGUGAGCAUGGCCCUGCAGUCCCCCCUGCUUUCUGUGCUCCUCGGGCUGGCUGGGGCCCUGCACGGCGCCACCCCAGAGGUGUGGCAGUCCCCCCCCUACACCAUCGCCCCAGAGAAGGGCUCCAUCAGCAUCACCUGCUCCACGCGUGAGCCUCUGCUCGGGGUCUACCUGAAGCAAAGUCACUGGCCCAAGCUGGCCAACGUGGUUUACUACGAGGACGGGAAGGAGCCCACCGUGUAUGAGCUGUUCAAGGGCCGGGUCACCUUCUCGGGAUCACAGCACAACCUGACCAUCAGCGUGCACCACCUGCAGCCAGCCGACACCGGCACCUACGUCUGCCAGGCCAUCGUGCAGGACGAGGUCUGGGGUCCCGGCACUUUGGUCGUGGUGACAGACACAUGCCAGGAGACCCAGCCGACACACUUCACCUUCCUUGUGGUCCUGGCUAUGAGCUUCUUCUACAUUGGUGUGGGGCUGGGGGCUCUGUGUGUGUUGAUGAAGACAAAGAUCAAGAAGCUCUGCCAGAGGAAGGAUGAGAGUCAGGCGUGCGUGGUCUACGAGGACAUGUCCUGCAGCCACCGCAGCAACGUGUCCUCCUCCAACCUGUACCACUGAGCGGGCGGCCCCAGGCCCAUGGCUGGGGCCAGCCCUCCUGGCGCCUCCUACAGGAAGCCCUCCUCGCCUGCCUCCCCCUCUCAAAGCUGCCCUGCUCACCCUGCCCGCUGCCCCUGGCACCUCAGAGCCACCAGGGAGAAAGUCCCUCUGUCCUUCUGCUGCGCGUCCCUCACGGGGCGGGAGUUGGUUUCUCUGUCUGAUGGGCUUGAAGCCGGGGCAGCGGGCAGCCUGGCAGAGGGCGGGGGCAGUCUUGCCACAAAUAAAGUGUCCUUCUC
Molecule: messenger RNA, 979 nt
Organism: Pteropus alecto (black flying fox)
Lineage: Eukaryota; Metazoa; Chordata; Mammalia; Chiroptera; Pteropodidae
Gene: CD7
Product: CD7 molecule
Exons: 4
Coding region: 96-704 (202 amino acids)
Biological process (GO): adaptive immune response
Cellular component (GO): membrane
Molecular function (GO): signaling receptor activity
Source: RefSeq, a predicted model, not a curated record